Nylanderia fulva is the source of this 771-nucleotide messenger RNA. Its product is annotated as odorant receptor 30a-like. Gene Ontology annotation, molecular function: odorant binding; olfactory receptor activity. Gene Ontology annotation, biological process: sensory perception of smell; detection of chemical stimulus involved in sensory perception of smell. Gene Ontology annotation, cellular component: plasma membrane. Lineage: Eukaryota; Metazoa; Arthropoda; Insecta; Hymenoptera; Formicidae. The record is from RefSeq and is a predicted model, not a curated record.
UGUUCGUCCCUUUAUCACAAAAGAGCGUUUUCCUGUUGACGUGUGGUAUCCCUUUUUGGAUACACCAUUUAGAACAUUUUAAUCUAUGUUUCGCAAAUUGUUGCCGGAUCGGAAUGUGCCAUUUACGGCUUGAGUACUGAUAUCUCUAUCGCCAUGUUUUUCUGGUAUUCCACCGCUAGACUAGAAAUAUUACAACAUAAUUUGGAAAGUACAAAAAGCAAAAAUUUUAUACGCGCAUGUAUUAAAGAGCAUCAAGAUAUCAUCAAAUUUGUCGAACUGACUCAAACUACAGUACAAUAUUUAAUUCUGAAACUCAAUGUUACCAUGGGCACAGCUGUAGUUUGUAGCCUGUUUCCACUAAUUAUUAAUCAACCUUUGGCUGUAAAAGGUCAAUUUAUAUUUACAUUUCUUUGUGCGUGCGAAAGAUUUUACAUCAGCGCCUGGUCAGCUAAUGAUUUAAGCGACAUGAGCGGAAAAUUAGCAAACAGAGUUUCGAUGAAAGACUAUAUAACACCAGAAACUGUGAAUGAUAUUUUGUUCAUAAUACUGAGAAGUCAAAAACCUCUUACAAUAUCAAUGGCAAGUUUUCUUCCCGUUCUCUCUGUAGAAUAUUUUGGAAACUUUAUAACAAAGGCGUUUUCUUAUUUUACGGCAAUGAAAAGUAUGAUGGAUAUCUAACUCUACAUAUAUAUAGCUCACUACUCUUUAAUGCAUAUAUGUGUGGGUAUAUGUUUAUUGUAUAUAUGUCGGAAUUUUAAUAUAUGUGACCGA